Megalops cyprinoides (Indo-Pacific tarpon) is the source of this 2104-nucleotide messenger RNA. Its product is annotated as myelin expression factor 2-like. The record is from RefSeq and is a predicted model, not a curated record. The transcript is spliced from 18 exons. Gene Ontology annotation, biological process: regulation of mRNA stability involved in response to oxidative stress. Bases 188 to 1945 code for a protein of 585 amino acids. Gene Ontology annotation, molecular function: mRNA binding. Lineage: Eukaryota; Metazoa; Chordata; Actinopteri; Elopiformes; Megalopidae. Gene Ontology annotation, cellular component: cytoplasm; post-mRNA release spliceosomal complex; nucleus.
UGCAAAUCUGUACAUUAAAUGCAUUUUGCUAUAACAAAUUCUCAGAUUUAGGAAGUCUCUAUCCACAAAUGACCCAACAUCCGUCAGUCCUUGUAAUUCUCGCGAUAGGAAUUGUCGAAGGGCUGCCGAUUUAAACUGCGCAGUUAGGAGCAGAGGCUUACUGCGUUUCAUUCAAAAGAAUCAAAGAAUGGCUGAUAUUAUUCCUGAAUCAGAAGAUAAACAAGAGGAGACCCCCACGACAUAUGAGGCAGAAAAUGAACCGCUGCAGGAAAACACAAACGGCGAGAAAAUGCCCAGCGAGUCAGAUGAAGUCCCUAAAGAAAAGUCGGAGCUGAAGGAGAAGGCGUCGGGUGGUAACAGGAGAGCGAACCGAUUUUACCCCUACUCCAAAGACAAGCUUGCUGGCGACAAGAAGGGCACCCACCGAAACCGAGUGUUCAUCAGUAAUAUCCCGUACGACAUGAAGUGGCAGGCCAUCAAAGACCUCAUGAGAGAGAAAGUUGGUGAGGUUACAUACGUGGAGCUCUUUAAGGAUGCGGAAGGAAAGUCAAGGGGUUGUGGUGUUGUAGAAUUCAAAGAUGAAGAAUUUGUAAAGAAAGCAAUGGAAGUCAUGAGCAAGCAUGAUCUGAACGGCAGGCCGCUUAACAUUAAGGAGGACCCCGAUGGCGAGCAUGCACGGAGGAUCCUGCAGCGUGCAGGUGGGUUGUACCCAGGAGGGCGUGGCCAGGAUGGUGGCCCAGGCGGAGUGAACCUGCCUCCAUCCAUUGCCAACAAUCCCAACAUCCCUCCAGAGGUUAUCAGCUCCCUGCAGGCUGGAAGGCUGGGCUCCACUGUGUUUGUGGCCAAUCUUGAUUUCAAAGUGGGCUGGAAGAAGCUGAAGGAAGUCUUCUGCAUGGCAGGGACAGUCAAGAGGGCUGACAUUAAGGAGGACAAAGAUGGAAAGAGCCGUGGGAUGGGGACAGUCACAUUUGAGCAGGGCCUGGAGGCCGUGCAGGCCAUCUCGAUGUUCAAUGGUCAGAUGCUGUUUGACAGACCCAUGCAUGUAAAGAUGGAUGACAAGUCCAUACCCCUGGAUGAUUUCCGCCCAGCUGAGAAGGUGCCCCAGUUGCCAAGGGGUCUUGGUGGUGUGGGCAUGGGCCUGGGGCCGGGAGGGCAGCCAAUCAAUGCGAACCGGCUGAGUGGGGGCAGAGGCAUGGGCUCUGGAGGGAUGGAUGGACCAGGAUUUGGUGGGAUGGGCCGAAUGCGAGGAAUGGGAGGUGGUGGGUUCAGUGGCAUGGGUGGCUUUGGAGGAAGAGACAUGGCACCCGUGGGCAGGAUGGGAGGGAUGGAUGAUUUCAGAGGGAACCCUGGUGGUGGUCUGGGUGGAAUGGCAAUGGGUGGCAACAUGGGAGACAUGUAUCGUGCUGGAAUGGGUGGAAUAGACCGCGACUUUGGCAGAAAUGACAUGCCCAUAAACCGGGGCUUUGGGGACUCGUUUGGAGGGAUGGGAGCUAUGGGAGGAUUUGGAGGAAUGAGUAAUGCUGGCAUGGGCCUCAAAGGAACCAGAUUAGGUGGAGGAAUGGGAAACAUGGGCAUGGACCGGAUGGGCUCUGGGUUUGACCGAAUAAGUGGAACACUGGAUAUGAACCGUGGAUUUGGGGGCUUUGGGGGUGGACUCGGGCCAAUGGGGGCGCUAAUGUCAGACAGAGGAGCAGGAGCCAAGGGAGGUUGCCAGAUCUUUGUUAGAAAUCUCUCAUUUGACCUCACUUGGCAGAAAUUGAAGGAGAAAUUCAGUCACUGCGGUCAGGUGAUAUUUGCGGAAAUCAAGAUGGAGAAUGGAAAAUCAAAAGGGUGCGGGUCAGUCAGAUUUGACUCCCCUGAGAGUGCUGAGCAGGCCUGUCGGCUGAUGAAUGGCACCAAAAUAAAUGGGCGGGAGGUGGACGUCCGCAUCGACCGAAACGCCUAGCGCCUAGCGCCCCCAUGGUGCCCAUUCUCUCCCUUUCACUUUUGAAAACAGCUCUCUCCCCCUAACCCCCCUGAAAAGUUUCCACCAUCGUAUCACAAAGAUAAUAAGAUAAUGAUAAUCACCAGCCUCUGCUACUGGAUGUUUAUAGAUUUUGUUUAU